This is a messenger RNA of Stylophora pistillata, 1567 nucleotides long. RefSeq names its product U5 small nuclear ribonucleoprotein 40 kDa protein. NCBI's taxonomy places the organism in Eukaryota, Metazoa, Cnidaria, Anthozoa, Scleractinia, Pocilloporidae. The record is from RefSeq and is a predicted model, not a curated record. Gene Ontology annotation, molecular function: protein binding; RNA binding. Gene Ontology annotation, cellular component: catalytic step 2 spliceosome.
UUUUCAAAAUGGCGACCAAGCGAAAGUUUCCCGGGGAGAAUAGUGGCGCUUUAGUCGCUGUUAAAAAGCCGAAACAGAAUCAGUUAGCUUUAAAAGAUCAAGGGGGAGCAAUUCAAACGCUUCCCCAAAGAACCUCAAGCCUCGAGGCCCCUAUAAUGUUGCUAAGUGGACAUGAGGGAGAGAUUUUUACUUCAAGAUUUCAUCCCUCUGGGGAGACUUUGGCUUCAGCAGGAUUUGAUAGACUGAUUUACCUGUGGAAUGUUUAUGGAGAAUGUGAGAACUUUGCAGUUCUCAAAGGUCAUACUGGUGCUGUGAUGGAAUUACAUUUUUCAUUGGAUGGGAGCACCAUGUUCACAGCAUCAACAGACAAGACAUUAGGUAUUUGGGAUUACGAGACAGGCUCAAGGAUAAAGAAGUUGAAAGGUCACAGUUCGUUUAUAAAUAGUUGUUAUCCGUCCAGAAGAGGACCGCAAUAUGUUGUCAGUGGAGCAGAUGAUUGUACUGUCAAGUUGUGGGAUACAAGAAAAAGAGGAUGUGCACAAACAUUUCAGAACAUUUAUCAAGUAACUGCAGUUUCAUUCAAUGACACAAGUGAUCAAAUCCUUUCAGGAGGCAUAGACAAGGAGAUAAAGGUCUGGGAUCUUCGGAAAAACGAUGUACUUUACAAGAUGUCUGGACACACGGACACAGUCACUGGCGUCAGUCUCAGUCCAGAUGGUUCAUUUAUCCUCUCUAAUGCAAUGGAUAACACAGUUCGUAUGUGGGAUAUUCGUCCAUUUGCUCCUUUGGAAAGAUGUCUGAAAGUUUUCACUGGAGCCCAGCAUAACUUUGAAAAGAAUUUGAUUAGGUGUUCUUGGUCUCCAGAUGGGCUAAUGAUAUCUUCUGGAUCAGCUGAUAGGUUUGUUUAUGUCUGGGAUACAAAUUCUAGAAGAAUUCUCUACAAACUGCCAGGACAUGAUGGAUCAGUGAAUGAUGUUGACUUCCAUCCUAAUGAACUAAUCUUGAUGUCGUGUGGAAGUGACAAGAAGAUAUAUCUUGGAGAAUUGCAAGCGUAAUAUACCUCUGCAUUGCUCAUUGUCUCCUAGUCAUCAAAGUCCAAAUCUUCAGUAACAUUCUUGAUAACACAACACACAACAAAAAAAAACAUGCUGUAGAUGUUUAUUCUCAUUCAUGGUUGUCAAGAACAUGGCAUCUUUCUAGACAUUUGGCGAAAAAUUAGAUACUACCAUUAAUCAUUAGUGGAUAUUACAGUUUUAAUUUAUAUCUGUUGCAAGAGACUGGCAGACUUUCAGAGGUCGCUUUCACAUAAACUCUGAAAGUUAAUAGUUAUCAGUGAAUUCUAACUUUUGUUACUUUCAAAAUUUUGAAACAUGUAUUCUUAACCUCAUUAUAUGCUUCUAGUUUAAAGUGUAUGCAACACAUGUGAAAGUAUUUCAAAAGACCUUUUAAUACUUGUAAACUAAGACGUUGGAGUUUCGAUGUGUAAAUGUAAAGGCCUAGCUUACGAAAAAGGCUUUUUCCUUCAAUCUUCAGAAUGUAAAUAAACAAAGAAACUUUUCUUAACAUG